This is a messenger RNA of Tetrahymena thermophila SB210, 1542 nucleotides long. RefSeq lists its product as hypothetical. Lineage: Eukaryota; Ciliophora; Oligohymenophorea; Hymenostomatida; Tetrahymenidae. The record is from RefSeq and is a predicted model, not a curated record. The transcript is spliced from 3 exons.
AUGCAGGAUAGUUAGAAAUAAGAUUUCUUGUAAAAUAAGGCUAAAAUUGAAGAAGCAAUAGAUUCAAUUUUGAAAAAGACCUAUGAUGAAAAAACUAAAGGAUCUAGAGAAUGCAAGUAAAUCCUAGAUUAACUUUAUGAAAUUCAGCCUCUUUUAAAAACUGUAGACGAUUCUAUAAAAGAUGUAAACCAAGAUAAAUUACAAUAGCUGUAUAAAACUUUUAGAAAUCUAUUUAAGUCAUUCAAAGAGGAUGUAUCAGAAACUUCAAAAAUGAUAAACGAUAACACAUUUGAUAAAGAUAAUAAGAUAAACAAAGAGAAAAUGAAAUAAGUCAUAGAACGAAUUAAAAAUAUGAAAUAAGAACUAGAAAAUUUAAAAAAUAAAAUAUUUGUCCCUUACAAAAAGUAUUUAGUUUGGAUAGACUAUAAUAUUGAAAAUGAUGAAAGUUUGUUAUAUUUAAUUGAAUUUAUCAAUAUUUGCAAUGGUGCUAUUGAAAUUCAUAUUUUCGAUAAUAAUGAGGAUUUUAGAAAUUUUGUUGUAGAACACUCAGAUUAAAUGCUUUAUAUUAUUAUGAGCGGGUCGGCAGCUGGUGAGUCUUUCGAAUGGGAUGGAAAAAACUUAAAAUGGAUCAAAUAGCUAAUUUAGUAGAAGUCUUCAAGUGAGUUUAUUUAUGGAAUAUAUAUAUUUACUUCUUAUGAAGGAGAAAAGUACUUUAAGCCUUUAAUAAAAUCAGAAAAAGGAUUGGUUUUGGAUGUCACUAGUAAUCCAAAAAUCAUAUCUGAAAAUCUAAGAAAUUUAAUUUUUCCAAAGAAAUGCAUAAGGGUAUUACCAGUAGUCAAGCUAUGUGAAUUUCUUGAUAAAGAGCUUAUGGAAUUAGAAAUCGCUUUUAAAAUUAUAGAAGAUUAAAAGAUUGGUAUUGACUAAAAUAUCUUAAAUAAUAAUAUAUAUUAAUCUCUAUUUGAAUGCUUUAGAAGUUAAGAUAAUAGUCAAAUAGCAGAAAGUAUAUUAAAGCUUUAUACUUAAGAAACUAACUUCUACAAGUUCAUAAAUUCUUUGUUAAGUGUAUUGAAUCAAGACUUAAUAAUAAUUUUUUGGGAUCUUAUUUUAUGCUUUAGAGCAGCUCUAAAUGUUUAUGAUGAUUCUAAAUUUUCUCAAAUUUAACCCCCUAAAAUGAUUAAUAAUUAAUAUGAAGAAAGAAAAGCAGCUACUCUUUAUAGAGGAGUAGCUAUACCAAAGGAGAGUUUUGAGUAGCUUUAUAAGGUUGAUUAAUAUAUCUGUAUGUGUGGAUUUUCUUCUUUUAGUACUGAUCUUAAUAUAGCUUUAAAAUUUUCUUAGAAAGGCUAAGGAAUAAGAGUUAUUUUUAAAGUAGACUAUGAAUGUGGUAAUUAACAGUAUCCUUUGAGACCAAAAUGCUUAAGUGAACUGUCAGAAUAUGAUGAAAAAGAAUAUCUAAUGAAUUGUGGAACUGUUUUUAGGAUUAAAUCCAUUUAAGAAGAAAUUGAAGAUAAUAAUGUUAUUAAAUAUAUUAAUCUAAUUUUGUGA